CCUCUUUAUUUAAAGAACCGACUCCGGAAAAUAUACCCAACCUCAGUCGACUCCAGUACUAAGCCCAUGGUGAACGAGAAACAGUAAAAUCGCGAGAAUCUGAUUUUGCACUUGAUAAAAAGAGCACGCAGUAUUUGUGCGUCUCUAUUUGUCCAGUAGAAAAUCGGACUCUCGCAAUUCUACUGCUUUUCGCUCACCAUGCUCGUACGUGAAUCGACUGUUUGCCAAUACUUUUGUUUCGUUGAGAACUGCCAUUAAUAUCGAGUAAUUAUGAUUGAUAAAAAAAUUAAUCGAAUAUGUUGAUUUUGCUUUAAUUUAAUAUAAACUUUGUGUUUCUCUAUUUUGUUUUCCCAAUAAUAAUAUAUACGUAGUGAUUUUUUCAAUCACAAACACGUUUAAUAAUGGAAACAGUGCAAUUAGUAAGUUCAUCCGAGGAUGAUGAUGAUGUAUAUUUGAAUUCUGUUGCAAGAUUGAAAGCUCUGAAGAAGCAGAUGUUGUUACCAUCCAAUAAAAAAAAGGACGAAGAGAAGGAGCAAAAUAGAACAGAAGGAUUGGAGGUUAUUGAACAGACUGUAGCAACAAAUACAACAGUCCAAAAAACAAGGAGGAAUCGACAUAUCUCGUCUCGUCUUCGAACAAGAAAGCAAACACAAGCAAGAGAUUCAUCAGAGCACGAUUCAGAUUUAGAAAUUGUUUCCGUAGAAAACAAAUUAAAUUCCUCGGACGAUUUGAUAAUAAUAGAAAAUGACAUACACACAGAUCCAAAAGAUGAUGAAAACUAUGACAUAAGUAUUAAAGUCCUCUGGCGAUCGAAAAAUGUGCAUCGUUUGAAGAUCUGUCGCAAUGAAAACUUCCGAAAAGUUUUUGAGUAUUUUGCAAAUUUGGAAAAAGUUUCGAUAGACGAGAUUUUGAUAACCAAAAAGGAUAAAACCAUUAAAAGAACCGAUACUCCCGCGUCCAUAAAUUUGUCCGUGAUCGAUAUACUUGAUGGAGGUAUUACCGACAAGGAUAGUUCUGUAUUUAAAAAGGGCACCGAAGGAAAAAUCAAUGAAGAUGUUCGCAUUAUAAAAGUACAAACAACAGAUAAGAAGAGCCUAACGGUAUCCGUUAAUCGAGAUGAAAAUUUUGAAGCUCUUUGGGCAAAAUGUGCACAGGAUUUAAACAUCGAAGAAUCGAAAAUGAAAUUGUACUUUGACGGAGAAUUAAUUGCGAUAACAGAUACACCAGAUUCAUUAGAAAUAGAAGACGAGGCUUGUUUUGAUCUUCGACUAUCGUCCUAGUUAAUUGUUUCAUUCUUAUUUAUUAAUAUAUAUUUAACAAAGUAUCGGCAAAGCAUGCGAGGAAAAUCUAUGUGUAAGAAUACAAAUCAUUUUUAAUUAAUCAUUUUGU
Molecule: messenger RNA, 1389 nt
Organism: Colletes gigas
Lineage: Eukaryota; Metazoa; Arthropoda; Insecta; Hymenoptera; Colletidae
Gene: Rad60
Exons: 9
Coding region: 402-1280 (292 amino acids)
Biological process (GO): positive regulation of transcription by RNA polymerase II; cytokine production
Molecular function (GO): protein binding
Source: RefSeq, a predicted model, not a curated record